Molecule: messenger RNA, 696 nt
Organism: Trametes versicolor FP-101664 SS1
Lineage: Eukaryota; Fungi; Basidiomycota; Agaricomycetes; Polyporales; Polyporaceae
Exons: 1
Source: RefSeq, a predicted model, not a curated record
GUCUGGAUUAUAUCAGAACCUCCUGGCUCCGGAAAAUCAACAGUGGCGUCAGAGCUUUGUCGCAGACUGUGGCAAAGUGACGGCACUAGCUCUGUCCUCGGCGCGUCAUUCUUCUUCGACCUUGCUGUGGUGGACUUGUCUACAGCACGAGACUUCUUCUCAACACUGGCUUACCAACUGGCCUAUUCCCAGCCGACCCUCCGUUCUCUUAUUGUCACAGCGGCGCGCGAGCACCGUAGCUCGGGCAAGAACCAGCAAAUGGAAUUCGUGGUGGAUAAGCUCCUCUUGAAGCCCCUCCGCGCGCUUGCACAGUCUCAACAGCAGCAGCCCACGCAUCCUAUCGUCAUCGUUGUCGACGGCGUCGAUGAAUGCGCCGACCACGCGACGGACACCCUCCCGAAGAUGUUGCGUUCUCUCGUCGCAUGUGCCCAAGUGCCCUUGUCGCCAAUUCGCGUCCUCAUCACUACUCGACCGAACACCAUAGUCGACGGCGUCCUCAAUUCAUCGGAGCUCCGAGGGAUCGUUCACCGGCAUCACCUUCACGACCGUCCGGAGACUAUGGCAAGCGAUAUCGCCACCUACCUGCGCGCGAAGCUCGAAGGACUCGAGGCCCUUCAACGGAGCCCCACGAUCGUCAACAAGCUCGCUUCGCACGUCGGCCCGUCGUUCGCAUACGCACAAGCUCUAGCCGACUUC